Messenger RNA from Brugia malayi, 438 nucleotides. RefSeq lists its product as uncharacterized. The coding region runs from base 1 to 438 and encodes 145 amino acids. The record is from RefSeq and is a predicted model, not a curated record. Lineage: Eukaryota; Metazoa; Nematoda; Chromadorea; Rhabditida; Onchocercidae. The transcript has 3 exons.
AUGCCAUACGAAACAAGGGCAAGAAUCAUCAAGGAAAAAUUGAUGCGCCCCGAAAAAUACAUUGGCACUCCGACGAAUGGUACAGAUACUAUUAUAAUCUUAUCAAUAUAUGAGGACGAUACCGAGUUAGCUCUUAAACGUUUAACACGAAAUAAGGAACACAUUCUAGCUGAAUAUCGUCCAGCAGUAAAUUUGUCUCAACUAUCGUUACCAACGUUCACUGGUGAUCUUAAAACAUGGAAAGAGUUUUGGAAUAUAGACCAAUUUUGGAAGUUAGACUGUAUUGGUAUUCAAGAUCGACUUGAUACACAAGAUGAUAAGCAAGCACUAAAGAAUUUAAGAAGAGUAUCACUAAGCAAAAUGGGAUAUGAAGUACGUCGGCCAUGGAAACCAUGCAAAGACAGCGAUAAUUACGGAUUAUACAUUUACGAAUGCUGA